This is a messenger RNA of Vicia villosa (hairy vetch), 1379 nucleotides long. Its product is annotated as protein E6-like. The coding region runs from base 40 to 1035 and encodes 331 amino acids. The transcript has a single exon. Lineage: Eukaryota; Viridiplantae; Streptophyta; Magnoliopsida; Fabales; Fabaceae. The record is from RefSeq and is a predicted model, not a curated record.
ACUACUCACUCAUCACUCUAAAAUCUAAAUCACAUUCCUAUGGCUCCCUUCUCAGAACUUCUCUCUUUCCUUUUCCUUACAACCCUCUUAUUUUCUCUCCAAGUCCAUUCUAGAGAGAGUCAAUUCUUCAGCAAAGUCACACAUGUCAACAACAAUGAAGAACCAUUAAACAAACCACAACAACAACAACAGCCAGUUUUCAUCCCAGAAACUGAAAACAGUUAUGGCUUAUACGGUCAUGAAUCUGGUCUACACCCUCCAACAACAACCACCACAAACAAUGCUGUUCCCAACACUUACCAAUCAUAUGAAAAAACAUCAUCACAAAAUGAAAACAACAAUUACUUCACCACCUUCCAGAAAGAUUCUUAUGGCAGCAACAACAACAACAAGUACCCAAAUGAAAUCAGUGACACAAAACUCACAGCCACACCAAAUUCUUACAACAACAAUUACGACAAGUAUUACUACAACAACAACAAGUAUGCUUCUAAUGAUCUUAGCAACACAAAGUUCCCGGAACAAGGAUACAACUCAAUGGAAAACCAAAACAACAACAAUAACAAUAACAAGUAUUACUACAACAACAACAAGUAUGCUUCUAAUGAACUUAGCAACACAAAGUUUCCAGAACAAGGAUACAACUCCAUGGAAAACCGGAACAACAACGACAACAACAAUAACAAGUAUUACUACAACAACAAUGUUGCUGCUACUGCUACUGACAAAUACAACUUCAAAACCAACGGUGCUAGUAACAACAAUUACAACAACGGUGAGAGACAAGGAAUGAGUGACACAAGAGUUAUGGAAGGUGGAAAAUAUUUUUACGAUGUUAACUCUGAGAAAUACAACCCAACAUCAUUCAAUGGAGAUUCAUCUAAUGGAGUUGUGAACACUGAGAAUUGGUACAACAAAAAGGGUUACUUUGGUAGUAACAACAAUGUGAACACUUAUGAGAAUAACAAGAAUUCUAUGAAUGGUUAUCAGAAUCAAGAGGAGUUUGAGAGUGACCAAGAAGAAUUUGAGCCUUGAUCGAUUGAAACAAAGUGAAGAGAGUUCAUUAUUAUCCUCUUUUGAAUUUUGGAUGUGGUUGUUCAAUGUUUUAAUGCAUUUUAGAUUAAAAAAAAAAAGUUUAAAGAUAGGGUAAUUAAGUUAUGAAUGGGUCUAUUUUAGUGUUUUGUUUACUCUUGUCUUGUUACUUUUGAAAUUGCACAGUGUAUGUUAUGAUUUAUGAAAGCAUGUUUAUUUUGUGCUAUUAGUUAUCAAGAAGCUUAUAACUAUUAUUAUUGUGAAGAGGUACAUUGUUUGUGUUUUUUCUACUUUACUUUAUUUUUCUUCUUUUUAUCAUUAAAAGGAAAAAGCUUGUGAUUUGUUUU